GACAGUUAUUUAAAAAUGGGGCUUGGAAGUGAAACGAGUAAUCGCUAAACUCUGAUUUUAUACCCAGAGGUCAUAGAUUUACUGUCUGUGUUUUUUCAUGUAUAUUUACGGAUUAAUACGUAAAUAAAUUAAAUCACUUAAACGAAGAAACAGUGAGAAGUUUAAACGCUGAAAUCGAUCUGCUACUAAAAGUCGAGCUGUUUAAGCAGUUCGGUCGGAGGGGCUACUAUUCUCAGCGGAGUGGAGCAUCCUGUUUUUGCCCCAUCUUUGAGGCUAUAGCGGGGGAGCUAAGGCUAACCGGAGGAAGCGGAGCCGGGCAGCGGCGCUCCUGAUCCGGGAUGAUGCCAGGCGACAGCACCAUGACUUCCAUCGUCCAGAGAAUAGCUCGACAGGCGCUGGUCACCUUCAGGAACCCACCGGGGCUCGGAGAGGAGACCGGGAAGUCCUUCCUGGAGAACCACGGGAAGCUGAGGAGCCUGAUGACGGAAGUGCGAGCGGCGGACCUGAAGCUGGUCCCGCGGAGAGCCGAGGACAGCGCGCCCCGUCCGCCGCAGUACCGCCACGGAGAGCCGCCGGUCACCUACAUGCACAUCUGCGAGACGGACCGGUUCAGCAUGGGGGUGUUCCUGCUGAAGAGCGGCGCCUCCAUCCCGCUGCACGACCACCCGGGCAUGCACGGCGUGCUCAAAGUCCUCUACGGGAAGGUCCGGAUCAGCUGCUUCGACCGCCUGGAGCGGCACGUCGGCGGCAUCCAGGCGGCGCCGCAGCUGCCCCCGGCGCAGAUGGGCGCCCUGCGGCGCUCCGUGCUAAGAUCCUCCGCGGAGUACACGGAGGAGAGCGGCCCCUGCGUCCUGUCUCCGGACCGGGACAACCUGCACCAGAUCGACGCCGUGGACGGGCCCACGGCGUUCAUGGAUAUCCUGGCCCCGCCGUAUGACCCGGACGACGGCAGAGACUGUCACUACUACCGGGUCCUGACCGAAGCGGAGCUCAAACCCGCGGAGCCGAAGGAGCAGGAGGUCUGGCUCAUGGAGAUCUCCCAGCCGCAGCACUUCUGGUGCGGAGGGGAGCCUUACCCCGGCCCGGAGGUCCACCUGUGACCCGGACCGGGCUCACUGGACCCGGCCCGGGCCCACUGGGCUCACUGGACCCGGGGCCUCAUGCAGACUGCAGGGAACACAGAAGCAGAACACCUGCAUGUUCCGGUCCAAAGGUGUUAGAGACAGUAAACAAUCAGAAAUCACACCCUGAAUGAUGAUGAUGAUGAUGAUGAUGAUGAUGAUGAUGAUGAUGAUGAAGAGGUGUUGCUGCUUGAUAAUUAAAAGUUCUCAGAUCUUUGAAUAAAUCAAUCAUCUAUUUUAAUGGGUUUAAAUCAGGAGAAAUAAAUGAUCAGAUGGUUGAAUUCUUGUUAGUUUUGACAUCAAAGCCUCAGAUCCUGAUGGAGCAGCUUUGAUCAUGCCGUCUGAUUUAAAGGGACAGUCCGAUCAGCAGGAAAUAAUCAAUAGAUCAUUAUUUAUACCUGAAACUAAUAUGAUUUAAUGAAUUUAGUGUUAAUCAGUAAAAAACAAUCAUUUUCGUUGUGAUGACUGAGUCUGGGAGCGGCCAUUUCUGCCCAAAUA
Messenger RNA from Cyprinodon variegatus (sheepshead minnow), 1619 nucleotides. It is a transcript of the gene adob, whose product is annotated as 2-aminoethanethiol dioxygenase-like. Gene Ontology annotation, cellular component: mitochondrion. Bases 339 to 1100 code for a protein of 253 amino acids. The record is from RefSeq and is a predicted model, not a curated record. Gene Ontology annotation, molecular function: oxidoreductase activity, acting on single donors with incorporation of molecular oxygen, incorporation of two atoms of oxygen. NCBI's taxonomy places the organism in Eukaryota, Metazoa, Chordata, Actinopteri, Cyprinodontiformes, Cyprinodontidae. The transcript is spliced from 2 exons.